Monascus purpureus is the source of this 913-nucleotide messenger RNA. The record is from the annotation of a GenBank genome assembly. NCBI's taxonomy places the organism in Eukaryota, Fungi, Ascomycota, Eurotiomycetes, Eurotiales, Aspergillaceae.
UCACCUCUUCUCCCGUACCUCGCUGUCGACAAACCCAACGCGAGAUCCGUCGCGCCAUCGCCCAUCAUGUCGCUCGUGUCCGGCGAGAAGUCGAACUUCCAGUACAUUCUGCGUCUCCUCAACACCAAUGUUGACGGUAAGCAGAAGAUCAUGUACGCCUUGACCCAGAUCAAGGGUGUUGGUCGCCGGUAUUCCAACUUGGUCUGCAAGAAGGCCGAUGUUGAUCUCAGCAAGCGCGCUGGUGAACUCACGACCGAAGAACUCGAGCGCAUCGUCACCAUCAUCCAGAACCCCACCCAGUACAAGAUCCCGACCUGGUUCCUGAACAGACAGCGCGACAUCAACGACGGCAAGGACUCCCAGGUUCUGUCCAACGGUCUCGACAGCAAGUUCCGUGAGGAUCUCGAGCGUCUGAAGCGUAUCCGCUCCCACCGUGGUCUCCGUCACUACUGGGGUCUCCGUGUCCGCGGUCAGCACACCAAGACCACCGGCCGCCGUGGCCGCACCGUCGGUGUCAGCAAGAAGAAGGGCUAAACCCUUACGAGGCAAAACGGAAUGGAAUUCGGGGGGGGUUAUAUUCUGUCGACUGGUUUUUCAUGGGAUACACCUGCUUUUCUUCUUUGUUUCGUGGACCUCGCUGGCAUGGGUUUCCUGUGGGAUUGGGUUGGGGAGAUGUUAAACUAACUACGUAUGUAUGUUGGUGAGGACUGAUGGAGUAUGCUACCGGUCCGAAAAAAUUCAAAUCUGUCAAUCAUACCAAUUCAAUGUGACAUGAAUCCGAUAACCACAUCCUCGGUUUCCAGGUUUCAUGAGUGAGACCAUAAAUUGGGCGUUUUCAGUACGCUUCACCCUACGUUACUACGUACUACCAGGGAGGCGGCAACAUAUAAUAAUAUAUAUUCCAAUUUCUCUA